AAUAAGGAAAAUACAAAUCACAUUUUCGAAAUUUCUGCCAUUUUUACGGAAAAAAUGCACAUUCGCCGUCUCAGACUCGACGACGAACAAGAAGAAGAAGAUGAACUUCAGCCUCAGCCACAACCUCACAACUCUACCAAUUUUCCCUCGGAGCCACUUGUUAUCUCCGACGACGACUUCGUCGACGUCUCCGAUGACUUCUUCCCUCCAACUCCACCACCGCCUCCGCCUGUUCCUGAACCUCAAGCUUCGGAUUCUCCCGUCAACGAUUUUCUUCGCCGCACGGGAUUGUGCUUGAAGAGAAUCUGGCUUACUGAUUGUCUUCGCGAACUAGGGGUUUCAGUGAGGGGCUUCGAAGGUUUCGAUGUCGCCACAAAAGCUAAACUCUGCUUCGAGCAGUUUUUGUUUUCUGAUUUCAACUUCUGUGGUAGCGGCGUUCUUCCUCCUAAUGUUGAUUCCAUGCAUCUCGCUGUUCUCCCUGGUCCUUACGUAUUGCAGGUUGAUGAAAUUGUCAAUAUCACUUGUCCUCUACGAGGCAGAUAUGAAAAAGCUCCUCAGGGGCUUAAAAGGUGCCUGAAGUUGUCAAUGACUGAUGGUAUUCAGAGAGUCUUUGGGAUGGAGUACAGGCCUAUUCAAGCUCUUGAAGUUUGUGCGUCUUCUGGUUUAAAGGUCGCUAUCUCUAAUAUACAUGUGCGUCGUGGACUUAUGAUGCUGGUCCCUGAAACCAUUGAAGUAUUGGGGGGAUUAGUCGAGCAGCUGGAUGCAGCAAGAAAGAGGCUGGUUGAUGAACUAAAUAAGCCACCUAGGGGAAAUAGAACCAGAAAUGGAGUGCUUCCUCCUUUAGCAACCCGAGCGGCUCUUGCGGCAUGGCCUUCAGGUGGAGUUGAUGAUCUCAGGCACAGUGGCUCGACGCUGCACAAUACUGAUACUGCGCAGGCAAACAACCAAGGUGCUGGUCACAGCAUUCCUGUCUCUGGUAACAACUCAACAACUGAAGAUACUUUGCGCAUGGGUGCACAACAUGCUACAUCCAAUUCAGUACCCCAAAUGGUUUCCAAUGUGGAGCGAAUGAAUAUUGAUAUGCAGCUCCAACGGCGUUCCAGCUUAACAGCGGAAGACACUUAUUCGUUUAUGGGUGCACAAAAUGCUACAUCCAAUUCAGUACCCUAUGUGGUUUCAAAUGUGGAGCGAAUGAAUAUUGAUAUGCAGCGCCAGCGGCGUUCCAGCUUAACAAUGGAAGACACUUCUUCGUUUAUCGGUGCACAAAAUGCUACAUCCAAUUCAAUACCCAACAUAGUUUCAAAUGUGGAGCGAAUGAAUAUUGAUAUGCAGCGCCAGCGGCGUUCCAGCUUAACAACUGAAGACACUUCUUUGCUUAUAGGUGCACAAAAUGCUACUUCCAAUUCAGUACCUCACAUGGUUCCAAAUGUGGAGCCAAUGAAUAUUGAUAUACAGCGGGGUACUGAUCCCGUGUUCAAUGAUAGUUCAACAGCUAAUCAGUCUUCUUCAAUGGCUGAUGAGAUGCAUAUAGAUACUGCUAAUAUUACAAUGGAAAAUUCUGUUAGCAACCGAUCUUCUCACAUGCACUCAAAUGUUGCUGCGGCAUACGGAAACACUGUUCAUGUAAUGAGAGAAGGUCCUGUGCCUAUUGAAUGUUUUCCUGUUUCUGAAAAUGUUGAGACAUACAGGAAUAGAGUUCCUGAAAAUGCUCCUUGGAACAGAUCCUCCUCCACUGCAUUUAACAAUGAAGAUAUCUUGACUGUUGACACCAGUGACAAUCCACUCAUACCGUCUGGAGACCAAGAAGUUCCUUUUACAUACUUAGCUAGUUUGUCAGCCAAGUGGGUUGCAAUGAAGGAGACAGCUCCUCUGGUUCGGGGUAAAAUUAAGUGCUUUCUGACCGGUGUUAAAAGGUUCCAGUAUAAGAAAAGGACAACAUACGAGCUUCAGGCAUAUGUAGAUGAUGGUAGCCUUAUUUCUGAAAUCCUCAUUCAUCAUGAUGUUGUACAGAAAGGAAUUGGUUAUUCUCCUGUGGAGGUCACUGCAGCUCUUUCUUCUUCUGACACAAAAAUAGUCCUGAACAUGAAGGAGACUAUGCAUAAAUUCCAAGCUUUUUUAGCAGACUUUGAGGGAGUAAUACUUGUGGAAUUAAAUCGAAAAUGUUCCCUUCCAACUGCCUUAGACAUGAGUCAAGGCUGUCCUCAAUCUGAUGCGUGGUCACUUCUGAGAAGGCUUAAGUCUCUUCCCUCUGCACAAGCUCAAAACCAUUUCCCUUCAGACACAAUUGUUUUAUCCCCACUCCAACGGCGUUCCAGCUUAACAGCGGAAGACACUUAUUCGUUUAUGGGUGCACAAAAUGCUACAUCCAAUUCAGUACCCUAUGUGGUUUCAAAUGUGGAGCGAAUGAAUAUUGAUAUGCAGCGCCAGCGGCGUUCCAGCUUAACAAUGGAAGACACUUCUUCGUUUAUCGGUGCACAAAAUGCUACAUCCAAUUCAAUACCCAACAUAGUUUCAAAUGUGGAGCGAAUGAAUAUUGAUAUGCAGCGCCAGCGGCGUUCCAGCUUAACAACUGAAGACACUUCUUUGCUUAUAGGUGCACAAAAUGCUACUUCCAAUUCAGUACCUCACAUGGUUCCAAAUGUGGAGCCAAUGAAUAUUGAUAUACAGCGGGGUACUGAUCCCGUGUUCAAUGAUAGUUCAACAGCUAAUCAGUCUUCUUCAAUGGCUGAUGAGAUGCAUAUAGAUACUGCUAAUAUUACAAUGGAAAAUUCUGUUAGCAACCGAUCUUCUCACAUGCACUCAAAUGUUGCUGCGGCAUACGGAAACACUGUUCAUGUAAUGAGAGAAGGUCCUGUGCCUAUUGAAUGUUUUCCUGUUUCUGAAAAUGUUGAGACAUACAGGAAUAGAGUUCCUGAAAAUGCUCCUUGGAACAGAUCCUCCUCCACUGCAUUUAACAAUGAAGAUAUCUUGACUGUUGACACCAGUGACAAUCCACUCAUACCGUCUGGAGACCAAGAAGUUCCUUUUACAUACUUAGCUAGUUUGUCAGCCAAGUGGGUUGCAAUGAAGGAGACAGCUCCUCUGGUUCGGGGUAAAAUUAAGUGCUUUCUGACCGGUGUUAAAAGGUUCCAGUAUAAGAAAAGGACAACAUACGAGCUUCAGGCAUAUGUAGAUGAUGGUAGCCUUAUUUCUGAAAUCCUCAUUCAUCAUGAUGUUGUACAGAAAGGAAUUGGUUAUUCUCCUGUGGAGGUCACUGCAGCUCUUUCUUCUUCUGACACAAAAAUAGUCCUGAACAUGAAGGAGACUAUGCAUAAAUUCCAAGCUUUUUUAGCAGACUUUGAGGGAGUAAUACUUGUGGAAUUAAAUCGAAAAUGUUCCCUUCCAACUGCCUUAGACAUGAGUCAAGGCUGUCCUCAAUCUGAUGCGUGGUCACUUCUGAGAAGGCUUAAGUCUCUUCCCUCUGCACAAGCUCAAAACCAUUUCCCUUCAGACACAAUUGUUUUAUCCCCAUAAUUAUUUGAAUGUCCAAGGGUUCCUAAUUUGGCUGGGACAGAGUUGGGAUCAGAAUUGUUACAACCAAAUGCAAUGUGAAUGGGAAGAUGCAGUUGCAGCUCUUGCUUAUUGGAGAUGACAAUGAAACUGUGUUUCAUACUUAACCAAAAUCCUUGAUUCCUAAAAUCCUAGCAGAACUAAGAUUUACAUAGAAAUUUGGCUGUAUGAGAUGCCAUCUGGCCUGAGGUGAAUGUUUGAAGUUGACCUCUGGAUGUGAAAAAGGCAUUUACGUUCAGAUCCAGAUAAAGUCCACCAAACGUGUGGUGUCCAAUUUCAUCAAAAUAAGGUUCGGCCCUCCUUUUGAUCCAAGUUCUAUAGAAGAAAUGUCAUGAUUGGUUGACCUUGAAUAGCAUUAGUGCCCUAAUUGGUGAAAAUAGUGAAUGAUUGUUGGGAAAGGGAGGAAAGAAACAGGAUUGGUAUUAGGUAAAGGUUCGGCCAUAUAUGGUGUUGCCAUUGGAGGUGGUGCACUUAUUGAAUGCAUGUAACAUAUGUUUUAGUAAUUUAGUUUGAAAUGUAAAUUAUUUUCAGUGAUUUUAGCUUUGCCUAUUUUUAGCUCAUUAGUUUUGUAGGGUCUGCUCUGAUAUUUCAUCACCUCAGUUUGCAGUAAUAACCGGAAACGGGUCUGAUAAUUUUUCGAAGGGGUUUUGGGAAUCUAUUUUCACCGGAGGACCUAAUAUCCUAAACUUCUGAAGGUGAUUGACCCCCCAAAUAAAACUGAAGGGGAAACAAAAUGUAUAGGCUGUGUAGUACAAAAUGUAUAACUUUGUUAAACAAUAGUUUGACAUAACACUGAUUAGGAGUAAUA
Molecule: messenger RNA, 4357 nt
Organism: Cicer arietinum (chickpea)
Lineage: Eukaryota; Viridiplantae; Streptophyta; Magnoliopsida; Fabales; Fabaceae
Product: recQ-mediated genome instability protein 1
Biological process (GO): double-strand break repair via homologous recombination; resolution of meiotic recombination intermediates
Cellular component (GO): RecQ family helicase-topoisomerase III complex; nuclear body
Molecular function (GO): nucleotide binding
Source: RefSeq, a predicted model, not a curated record